ACACCCGUACGUAAGUCAUCAGCCUUCAAAAUAUAACCUCGGCAACAUAUCCAAACUAAAAUGGAAGUAGCAACAACCAGUUACACUACAAACAACGGUAUCUUUAAGUCUUUUGAGGACAUCUUAGAAACUGUUAAAUACGAGGAAAAUGGAGAUUCUGAAGAUGAAAUUGAAACUGUACUGACGUCGGACGAAGAGGUAGAAGAUGAAAGCCUUUGUUUUAAUUUGGAAAGCAUUUUUGAAACAGAAACGGAGUGCAAAAAUGAAAAUAAUGUUAUUCGCCGAUGUGAAUAUGGUGUAGAUAUUCAGCCCAAUGUAGAUGACAGCAUCGAGUUAGAAACGGUAAUAACUGUCAAUGAUGAGGAAAAUGGAAUAAAUGAAUCAAAACGUUCCAAAGAGUUUGAAAAUAAAACAGACGUCAGUAUUCACGCGACAUUGAAAUAUAAGUGCGCUGACUGUUCGAGGAGUUAUGAUAGAAAGAGCAGCCUAAUUCGUCAUUUAAAACGUAAUCCCAGUGGAUGUAAAGAAAAACAAUCACAACAAGUGGAAAACGAAUGUGGACUUUGUCACAAAGUAUUUAGAGAUAGAAGAACAUUGGUUCAACAUAUGUUUAUACAUACAGGAGAACGUCCCUAUGAAUGCAUAGUCUGCAAGAAACGAUUUCGUCAAAAGUCGGCUUUAAAAGAACACACAAUUAGCCAUCACACUUCCGGUGAUAAACGGUUCAAGUGCACGCUGUGUGAAAAAUCGUAUAAUAAAAUAACUCUUUUCAAUGAACAUAUGCAAAUUCAUAGUGGAGUCCGUUUCCAAUGUACACACUGUGAAAAGUCGUUUUCAGUAUCAAGAACAUUGAGAAAUCACAUGAAACUACACGAAACUGGAUUAGAAUAUACAAGAAGUCAUCUGUGUAGUAUUUGUGAAAAGCCUUUUAUGACUAUAGAAAACUUAAAGCUGCACAUGGAAGUACACAAUGGAACACAAAAACAGGUUUGCAACAUUUGUGACGCAAGGUUCAGUAGGAAAGCCGACCUAGAGAGACAUGUGUUCACGCAUACUGGAGAGAAACCUUACAAGUGCAAGCUAUGUCCGCGAACUUUUCGACAACCAGGCGAGCUUGGAAGACACAUGGCAUGGCAUCGGGGAGAUUACACGUGCAAAUACUGUGGGCGUAAAUAUGCAAGAAAAGAUGAACUUUUAAGACACGUCAGCAAACAUGAAAGAGAAUUGAAUAUUGAGACCACAUCACCAAAUAAGCUGCAAUGUAAAUAUUGCGAAAAAGUUCUAACCAGUGAAUUUAACUUACAACAACAUUUAGAAACACAUAAGAGGAAGGCAGAGAUGUAUACUUGCGAAGAGUGUGGAAUCACGUUGAGCAACAACAGUAAUUAUCAUAGACAUAUGAGAUUUACACACAACCGGAGGUCAGACCAUGAAAUGCAGCCACACGUGAGCAAGUCAUCAGAGAGUGUCGACGAGGGACCAUUUGAGUGUGAUCUGUGCUCCAAAAUUUGCAAAAGUAAGAGAACUCUGACAGAGCACGUGAAUUACGUGCAUUUAAAGAAAUUCAAACACGUAUGUAGCAUAUGUGAUCAGAAUUUUUACAAGAGAAAAGAUCUAAAAAGACACGAAGAGAGAAAACACAAUGUUACAUUGGAGUAGCUUAUAAAAUCCCUCUGCAUGGUUUUAUGUUCAAGUUUUGCUACAUAACAUUUUAAAUCGGUUCAAAUGGGCUCACUGUUUUUAAAUAAUCUCAUAUUUUUAUCUUUUUUAUCAUAUUAAGCGAUAUUGCAUGUGAAGAUUUUCCAUGAUUUUAUUUUAUAUCUACUUUCAUUAAAAACAAAUUAAAUCGCUUUUUAAAAAUGAAAAUAAUUAUAUUUUUGUGAAAAUGUGUCUUUAUGGAUGUAUCAAAACAGAGAAAGACACAAAAGUAUUCAGUACAUUAGAUUAAUCGUGUGAAAUGUAUUGAAAAAUACCUUCUUAUUUUUGGAAACAUUAUUUUUUUAUUUGAUAACUGACAUCAAU
Mercenaria mercenaria is the source of this 2022-nucleotide messenger RNA. RefSeq names its product zinc finger protein OZF-like. The transcript has a single exon. Lineage: Eukaryota; Metazoa; Mollusca; Bivalvia; Venerida; Veneridae. The record is from RefSeq and is a predicted model, not a curated record. Gene Ontology annotation, molecular function: zinc ion binding; DNA binding. Bases 61 to 1659 code for a protein of 532 amino acids.